AUGUCACACAUGAAAAAUUCCAGUUUGAAAGUGACAAGUCUGGAUAUCAAAAUGUAAGAAGAAAUUGAAAGUCGCCCAAAGAAAGGCGAAAGAAAUAAACAAGGGGUGAAAAAAUGUUGGCUACAAAAGCUUUCCCAGCUGCCCAUGAAGAUCUAAUUCACGAUAUCGAAUACGAUUUUCAUGGAAGACGAAUGGCAACAUGUUCAAGUGACCACACUGUAAAGGUGUGGGAUUGUGAUGAAAAUGAUCAAUGGCAAUGCACAGCAAGCUGGAAAGCUCACAAUGGGUCAGUGUGGAGAGUAACAUGGGCACAUCCGGAAUUUGGUCAAGUUAUUGCAACUUGCUCAUUUGAUAGAACGGCAGCUAUAUGGGAAGAAUUAAUUGGUGAUCAGGCUAAAGAUGGGAAGACACAAUGGGUUAGAAAGACAAGUCUGGUAGAUAGUAGAACUUCAGUUACAGAUGUAAAAUUUGGGCCUAGACAUCUUGGUUUACAACUGGCGACAUGUUCAGCUGAUUGUAUUGUACGUAUUUAUGAAGCACAGAAUGUAUUAAAUCUAAGUCAGUGGUCGUUGCAAUAUGAAAUACAGUGUGGUAUAACUUGUAGCUGUCUGUCAUGGAAUCCAUCAUUGUCCAGACUGCAUCCAAUGAUGAUAGCUGUAGGUAGUGAUGACCCAUCCCCGGCUACUGGAGGAAAAGUACAUAUAUAUGAAUAUAGUGAAAAUAGUCGGAAAUGGAAGAGAGUAGAGAUUAUACCUGUGUCUACAGAACCAGUACAUGAUUUAGCUUUUGCUCCAAAUCUAGGUCGUUUGUAUCAUACACUAGCUGUAGCCUCUAAAGAUCUCAGUAUUUUCAGUAUUAAACCUCUGGGUAAAGAAUCUUUAGGCUCAGGUGGAAUAAGUAAAUUUGAAAUGCACAGAGUUGCAGAAUUCUCAGAUCACGAAUCACAGGUAUGGAGAUUAAGUUGGAAUGUUUUAGGAACAGUUUUAUCUUCAUCUGGUGAUGAUGGCAGAGUUCGAUUAUGGAAAGCUAAUUAUGCGGGAAAGUGGAAAUGUAUACAGGUUAUAAAUGGUAAUGGACAGAAAAUAUCAACAACAAAGGACAGUAAAAUAGUUACGGUUACAUCUAGCAAUAAUCAGACACAGAGAAUAUACCAAGUUCAUCCUGUUUGAAUAUAAACUUUUCAAAUAUCUGAUAUUGUAAUGCCAGUGGCAGUUAAUUUCAUAGUAUCCAGCUACCUAUUUGAUAGUUAACAGAGAAAAUGUUUGAUAAGCUUAAGAUUUGAUCAGAAUGUACUUUAUUGGAAAAUAAACUAAAAAUGUGUUUAA
Messenger RNA from Patella vulgata (common limpet), 1325 nucleotides. Its product is annotated as nucleoporin SEH1. The coding region runs from base 114 to 1169 and encodes 351 amino acids. Lineage: Eukaryota; Metazoa; Mollusca; Gastropoda; Patellidae. Gene Ontology annotation, biological process: cellular response to amino acid starvation; positive regulation of TORC1 signaling. The record is from RefSeq and is a predicted model, not a curated record. Gene Ontology annotation, cellular component: nuclear pore outer ring; Seh1-associated complex. The transcript has 9 exons. Gene Ontology annotation, molecular function: structural molecule activity; protein binding.